Messenger RNA from Klebsormidium nitens, 1913 nucleotides. Lineage: Eukaryota; Viridiplantae; Streptophyta; Klebsormidiophyceae; Klebsormidiales; Klebsormidiaceae. The record is from the annotation of a GenBank genome assembly.
CGCACAAAGUUCUCUUUCUAGGCGCAGAGGAUUUGCAUGCGGCAUUGGCGUUUUGUGCGGCAGCUUGGGUAGCUCGACGCCUCAAGAAGCGCUAAACCACCGCUUUCGCUUUCUCCCUACGAGGCUCUUUUGCUCCAAGCUUCCUUCUUGACCGUGGUCUCUCUUGCUUCUCUCUGUGGCUUUCAACAUGGCGGCCACGAGCGUCGCAGGCUUACCACUGUCCCAACUUUCUUUCAGAGCAGCUACCGUGGACUGCAAACAGCCUUCCGCAGCACGCGCGCAGAGUGUCCACUCUUGGUCAGCAUUGCCGCGUUUCUUAGCACGGAGAGCCGGAUCACAGUCAGCAGCGUGCAGUUUGAAGUCGGCGCAUUCGCAGCUGUUGGGGAGGCGCUUUGCGGGCGUGGAGAGGCGGCGGUGUUUUGGUGUGCAAUUAGCUGACAGUCAGAAUUUCCGGCCCAGCAGAAGCGAUAUUUUGAGAAAGGGAGCCGCUGCCGGCGCAAUUGUCGCAAUGACGAGCGGCGUGGCGGUCCCGUCCUCAGCCACAGCGCAGCCAGCGGCGGUUCCCUUCAAGCCGGAGGGGUACAACUACUGGAAGUGGCGAGGGCACAAGAUACAUUACAUAGAAGAAGGGGAGGGCCCACCUAUUGUUCUGGUACAUGGCUUUGGGGCGAGCGCGUUCCAUUGGAGGUACAACAUCCCCGAGCUAGCCAAAAAGCACAAGGUUUAUGCACUCGACCUACUGGGUUUCGGCUGGAGCGACAAGGCGCUGGUUGAUUACAACGCCGCGCUAUGGCGGGAUCAAGUUGCGGACUUCAUCAGGGAAAAGGCGGGCGGGGGGCCGGUUGUCUUGGCUGGAAACAGUAUCGGAGGCUUCACCGUUCUGUCGACCGCGGCCAAGAACCCGGAACUGGUUAAGGGGCUCGUCCUCCUGAACGUGGCCGGCAAAUUCGCUGACAAGGACGAGAAGCCGCCCGUUGUUGCCGGAAGCGAGGUCGCCCAGGAGUUGGACGAAGCGGACGUCGACGAUCUUGCGUCCGCGCAGCAGCCGGAGACGAUGAUGGAUCGGCUGACGGCUCCUGUGAAACAGGCCGCUCAGCGCGGGAUGCUGCUCUUCGCGUUUUACCAGGCGCGCCUCCCGACGCGCGUGAAAAGCGUGUUGCAACAGGUGUACAUUGAUAAGACAAACGUAGACGAUUACUUGGUCGACUCCAUUACCCAGCCUGCAUACGGUCCGAACGCCGCGGAGGUCUACUACAGAUUGGUGACGCAAGUUAUGCUCGGUCCGGGGUCAACGACCAUAGACAAGCUCCUAACCCGGUUAAGCAUGCCGCUUCUGUUAUUGUGGGGCGACCUAGACCCGUGGAUGGGUCCGAGCAAAGCGGCCCGGAUCCAGGAGUUGUAUCCGAAAGCGGAUAGAGUGAGCUUGCAAAGCGGGCACUGCCCGCACGACGAGUCGCCCGCCGAGACGAAUAAAGCGCUACUGGACUGGAUGGCUAAGUUGGCCUAGGUUAUUGGAACUCAUUGAAGCUUCCCCUGCAUCUGUGCACGCAUCGUUGCAUUUCGAUUGAGUGUAUCGGAAGGCAGCGGAGAGUUAGCGUAGGGUGCGUUGAAUAAUGCUCAGUUAGAUGGGCAUCAUGCAAUACUCAUGCCAACCGCUGCCAGGCAAAGUUGUUUGAACUGGAAGCAUAAUAUGUGCUUGCUUAGAUUUGUAAUUGCUGGGGACUUACCAGUUUCGUUGCAGUUGUUUAGUGAGCAUAUGGCGUUCAGCAAAACUGUAGAUUAGACCUUCGGCUAGUCAAUCAGAAAGAAGAUUUCGAGUGACCGCCUGUGUACAUAAAACUUCCAUCAGGGUGAUUGCAAAGUAAGUCGCGAAUCUGAAAAUGUCGUGAUUGGAUAUUCAUCGAAUCUCACGC